Perca flavescens (yellow perch) is the source of this 3289-nucleotide messenger RNA. RefSeq names its product tripartite motif-containing protein 35. Gene Ontology annotation, molecular function: protein binding; zinc ion binding. NCBI's taxonomy places the organism in Eukaryota, Metazoa, Chordata, Actinopteri, Perciformes, Percidae. The coding region runs from base 68 to 1669 and encodes 533 amino acids. The transcript has 7 exons. The record is from RefSeq and is a predicted model, not a curated record.
AACCCACUGAUUUAGUCGGACUUGAACAACACUGGUGUCAAAUCUGGAGACCACCAGCGGCCCCUCCAUGAGCUGCCAGCCCUACCUCCCCGUCUUCCUUCACCGAGCCGAGGCAGAAGGCCUCACCUCGACACCCCGGUCAGCUGACUCUCCAGAGCGGUGUGAGGAACAUGAAGAGAGCCUGUCUAUGUUCUGUUUGGAUGACCUGGAGCCUUUAUGCGAACAAUGUGCAGCUGUGAGCCAUGCAGGACACAGGGUUUACCUCCUGACUGAGGCUGCAACUGACUGCAAGGAGGAGCUCAGGACAUCACUAAAUGGACUGAAGAAGAAGAUAAUAUGCUUUGAGGUAGUCACACAGACCUGCCAACAUGUAUCCAGACAUAACCAGGCUGAGGCCAAACUCACAGAAGAUCACAUAAAGAAGGAUUUUGAGAGUCUUCACCAGUUUUUGAGAGAGGAGGAAGCAGCCAGGCUACUCGUGCUCAGGGAGGAACGGGAGGAGAAGAAGAGAGGGGCAGAAGAAGAGAUAGACAGAAUGAAUCAGGUGAUACAAUCUCUGGAAGAAAAGAUCCAACUGGUUGAAGAGGAGCUAGAUGCAGGUGGAGAUGGGGUUGGAUUUUUAGAGCACUACCAAGACACGAUGAGUAGCACACGUCACAGGGAGCCACAGAAGGUUUGCAGACCUCUAAUAGAUGUAGCCAAACACCUGGGUAACCUUCAGUAUGCCGAGUGGGAGAAGAUGAAACACAUCGCCCCGUACACUCCAGUGACCCUGGACCCCAGGACAGCUGGCCAGUCUCUGAAAGUGUCUCCUGGGUUAAACAGCUUCCAUAUUAACCCUGGACCCUCACAUGGGCUGGAACAGAGUCUGGAUCUUGCUGUCCCUAUCCCAGCUAACCCUGAACGUUUCCACCCUUAUUCCCGCAUCCUUGCGAGAGAGGGCUUUGAAUCAGGACUGCACUGUUGGGAUAUUGCGGUUGGUGCCACCAACAAUUGGACCAUCGGUGUGGCUGCUCAGUCAGUGUCCAGAAAGGCAGCGUUUGAGGUCUGUCCAGAGGCAGGACUCUGGUGCAUCAGCCUGCGAGAAGGCGAGUACCGAGCCCUGACCGCUCCCGCUCAGACACUAAACUCACACCAGCUCAGCAGGGUCCGUGUGAGGCUGGACUGGGAUGAAGGGACCCUGGAUUUCACGGACGCUGAUUCUGAAACACAUCUUUUCACGUUUAGACAUCGCUUUACUGAAAAGAUGUACCCAUUCUUUGAGAGCACAGCGUUGUGCGGGGGCUUUGCUGUGUUGGCAAAGAGAGUGAACAUCUGCGUGGGGUCAGAUUACGUCCCCGUGGAAGACACUGCUAUCACUGAGGAGGAUCAGGUAAUGAAAAGUGAAUCUUGCACUGAGGGAGACAUUAAUGCUUCAUCAACCAAAACCAGCAGCAAGAUAUUAGAGUGCGGACGUCUGACGGAAGACAAAAAAAUGCCGAUUUGUUCUAUAAGAGAGGAGAAGAAAACAAUACCUCAGAGAUGCACCACGAAGGACCAGCUCAUUAAAACAAAACCCGCUGGAAAGGAAAAGACGAACGACAACAAAACUGCUGCCAAAAAACGGAGCAGCAAGCCAAGGCUCAAUGUGACCUAUCAUGUUUCACUGAACAGAGCUCAACAACAUUGAACGUGAAUGACAAACAAAUCAUAACGUUAGUCCUAUUCGCAAAUACUUAGCAUACUAACACUGAAAUAAGAUAGGGAACAUGGUGACUUUAGCUUACAGCACCGAAAACAACCGCUGUGCCCAAGUACAGCCACUAGACUCUAGAGUCUUGUAUUAAAUACUUAUAAUUCAAGAAUUGAUAAGAUUGGAUUUUGUUUCUAAGCAGUGUGAUGAAAAAAUAUAUUUGCUGUGGGCUCAUCAGUAUUUAAAUCCUCUGAUAUUGUAUUACAUCCCAACAACAAAGGCUAAUAACGUGAGUUUUACUUGAAAUUGAAAGCUGAGUUUUAGCUCCAUUUGUUCUGUUUUGUUUCUUUUUUUUUUUAGAAGAUGAAUGUAAAACUCUUCAGUGUCAAGUGUUCAAAUGCAAUGCAAGAAAAAGAUGCAUUAAAUGUGUUAAAUAAUAUAAAGUUUAUUUCAUUGCAAAAAAAAACAAAAAACGGCAUCACAAUCAUAUUUCCACAUCAGUAUUUUGAGAUGUAUUUGUCUUUGGAAACACAUCUCUCUCUUCCCCCUUGAAAUAUACAGUCCUGUCUAAUCCUGCCUCAUAGACACACUCUCCCCUCCAUGAUGGCAUUAUAUAGUUCAUCAGUAACAGCCUCGUAACGCCCAGCACGACUGUUCAGAAAAUAAAUCUUCUCACUUGCGUCUUGUGGCUUGUAUCCUUCCCUCUGCAGCCGUGUCUUCUGGAUUUUGAAAGUACCUGAGGACAAAAGUGGAAAGUUCAUGUGUGAACUUUCCACUUUGAGUGUGUGUGUGUGUGUGUGUGUGUCACUGUCUCACCUGUCGUGUCAACAGAUGGCAUGAGUCGCAGGAAGACGGGGCGUGCGUAGGAAGGCAGGGCUUUCUGUACAGCGAACAAGAACGCAUCGAGGUCAAACUGGCCUCCUGUGUGAGCUACUGCUGCCAUACCGGCCUUCCCCUCCACACCUGCACGCGAACAGACAGGUGAGGUUAAUAAACAGAAGACACAUUAAGCCCUUAAUCUUUAGUCUUUGUUUGCCCGUCCUGCCUGUCUCGUCUCAUGUCUACCUGGAACAGAAGCUCCAUAGACGGCAACAACAGUGUGUCCCAGCAGGCGGCUGAGGACUCCCUCCACCUCUGUGGUGGAAACGUUCUCCCCUCGCCAACGAAACGUGUCGCCGCUACGGUCCCUGAAAUACAUGUAGCCGUAUUCAUCCAUCACCAGCAUGUCACCUGAGAGACAGCGAUAGACAGACAGAAACAGAAAUGAUAACAAUCGUCAUCAUCGUCAUCCCUGGAGGGGAUCAUAGAGUAGAGGACAAAGACGAAGGUAAAGUCUGUAGUGAUGAUGACUCACCAGUACAGUUUUGACUUUGAUCUGAUAUGAUGGUGAUUCACAGUGUUGUUUGUAAAUGAGGCAAUCAUAGACAGAGAAAUUAAAUAUACAUUUUCUAAUGAUGACUCAUUGUAGUUUGCUUUACUGAAGUAAAACAUAGUGUAUCCUGUGGACAAAGCAUACAUUAUGUUUUACUUCAGUAAAGCUAUGCAAUGCUCUCAGUGUGUCUGUGGGUGUUUGUUUCUACUGCUGUCCUCUGUUCAUUUCAAGGGUUAAAUAAAGUG